This is a messenger RNA of Varroa destructor (honeybee mite), 4642 nucleotides long. Its product is annotated as putative Golgi apparatus membrane protein-like protein CG5021. Lineage: Eukaryota; Metazoa; Arthropoda; Arachnida; Mesostigmata; Varroidae. Gene Ontology annotation, biological process: protein secretion; vesicle-mediated transport. Gene Ontology annotation, cellular component: Golgi membrane. The record is from RefSeq and is a predicted model, not a curated record.
CAACAGUCGAUGGCCCAUAAAAAGACUACUAAAGUGCCUAUAAAGGAUAUAUCUCAAUGUUGCCGAUGUAAGCGGCUGCGUGACGGACCUAGCUAUCGUUUGUUGUGAAAAUAAAAUCUUGUACGAACUACUGCUGUUGGGCCCGUGGGGCCUCGUCACGGUCUUACGAUGAUGUCAAAUAUAGGAAGUCCGACAACUUCGAUGACGGCGGGUUUAGUGGCAAAUGAUGCUAAUGGAGACCUAUUAGUUCCGCGACAUCCGUUCGUCGUACUUGCACACGUCUUGCCCAAGGCUGCGUGCGUAUUCUAUUACUUGUUCUGCAAUUUCUUCAACGAUUCAUUCGUCAGCAACUUCGUCCUGCUGCUGUUUCUGAUCACAUCGGAUUUCUGGAUCACGAAAAACAUCUCUGGUCGGCUCCUGGUUGGUUUACGGUGGUGGAGCAUCGUUGAUCCGGCCACAGGUGACUCGCAAUGGGUGUUCGAGAAGGCGUCCGAGGCUCGCCCAAUUGACAAGGGUGAGGCUGGCAUAUUCUGGACGGCUCUGUUAGCUAUGCCUGCUGUGUGGGGUUUUUUCGCGUUCACCGCCUUUCUAACAUUCAGCUUUCAAUGGCUAACGGUCAUUGUGGUGGCCAUAUCGUUGAACACAUCGAACGCUUACGGAUAUAUCCGAUGUCGACUUGGCUCGGAUAAAAGCAUCAAAAGAGCAGCGUCUUCGUGGCUCGGAAUGCAGAUGUUCAAGAGCAUGUUCCGCAGAAGUGCACAACCAGCUGCGGCUCCACCAGCAUAUAACACACCUUCAGGAGGCUCGAACAUCUAAACCACUACAGUAUUACUGUAAUCCACUAACAUUCGUAAUAAGAUGGGGCUAGAUCAUGGGGGAAUUUGGGGAGCGGUGCGAUUUCAGUAGUGAUCCUAUUUCAAAGGAAUGGAACUGGUCAUCUGCCAGCUGCUCUGCAACAUUUACUAGUGGUCUGUAGAUCUGCAAGAUAAAGCGAGAUAACAAGGAAAGGCGGUUGCAGAGACCUAACAAUACCUCGUCCUAGUCAGGGGAUCGAUGAUUUUACACACAUUAGAAAAUUGAUGUGUUAUGGCAGUAGAUUCAGGGCAAUACAAGCCCUGACCGCGUAUUCGACUUUUAAAGCGAGAUAUAGUCUGUCUAAUAAUAACGAUGCACCAUAACCAGUCUGAAUGGCAAAAGAAGAUGUGUUAAAACAUGCUUCCUGUAUACGAAAGUGACUUAAACAUGAAACUUGUAACCGUGUACAUCAUCCAAGAUUAUGUAGGCUAUAAACAUCGUCGGCUAGUCUUGGCCAAUUUUUCUAUUAUUUAAGAGUGUCAGGUACCGACUGGGGAAGACUGAGUAAAAAUCAUUAACAGUAUAUAUGACAAUCUGUACGUGUAUAAAAUCUGAACCAUCUGAAAACUGUUUGCAUAUAUAUAUAUAUCUGUAUUUAGUCGUUGUGUGGUGCGACGAACGUAGGAAUGUGCGGGGAUCGUCUUGCCAGUCGUCAUGAUCAAUAGCGCGUGACGACGACGCAGGUCGCGGCCGGCAAUGAUAAAAUAUCCAGUUAUUCGGUUACCUAUACCGAUUUUUCAGUCCCAAACAAACUCGCGCGGGUAGCAAAGCAUAAUCAAACAACAAUGAUACAGUCGAGUGGUCGAAGUCUGCUAAAUAAAAUCAAUUGUGAAUAGCGCAACGUGUUUUAUUCUGUAGAAGUGAUGAAACUACUUGUAGAUCAUCUCGGUAUAGACUAACCACGUUUGCUUCGAACAAUUACGUGUAUGUUAGCGGGCUUACGUCUUGAAACUGAGCUAAAUUUCAUCGACUUGUCAGCUCCAUACUGACGCAAGCUCAUGGAUUGCGCACUCAUGCUACCUGCUUAGGUUUGAUUAUUAAUUAAAACCUUUUCCCAUUUUGUUAUCGAGUGGCUUGGAUAAGCCCAGUUGAGAGAACCGGAGACCUUUCUCAAUGUAAAAAUAUUUAUACAUCUAUACAUACAGAAAAAUGCAGCCAUGUUUCGCUCAGUAAGGAGUUGAGAUAAUAAUAUGUGCAACAAUACGUUUUAAGACGAGAGUAGUAUCUUUUGUGUGAAUUGUUGUCUGUCACUUUUCAGCUUACAGAAUAGAAUGGCUUUCCGUUUAAUUACACACAUAAGGAUUUCAGUUUAAUGCGGUUGGUCCGUACGUUUCUUCAAGGACAGAAUAUCAUCGAGGGGAAUAGCUGCGACUGCUCAAGGUAACAUUUGCAUAAUUGAGCAACAGAACGUGUCGAAUUUUGAAACAUUUUUGAAAACUGAAAGAUACAAGUGAGAUAGCUUAACUUGCGUGGCCAUCUAAAACAUCGGCCACUUUUUGUAGAUUCCAAAGGGUGAAGUGAUGUCGGAGAGUUUGAUGAUGAAGGCGAAAGCAAAUUCUCGUCGGAGUCAUUGUUCAGACACAUUGAAUUACAUGGCUCGUCUCUGUGAGCGACGCCAGAUUGCCCCGACAAGACAUAAUGCUUUUCUCCAUUGUCACACUACUUGUGAGCCAACACACUUAUGAAAGGCCCGGAACUUAAACUGCAAUGCAGUGCAAACGUUGCAAUUUCUCUACUCGGCGCGUUCGAAAAGCGGCUAAAAAACUCCUGGUAAAUAGAAGAAUUACUUUAGAAACUCAAGUGAUAUGUUCGGAACGUAUUUGAUUUAAAAGUAUUCGAUAAAACAUAAUUGGAUUGUUAGAAUAUCUACUCGGGGGGCUUAAACGUUCUGCUCUUGAGAGCACCUCAUUGCUGUUCUCGUAGCACACUAGAAGAGACCCCAGGCCGCAUUCGAAACGCGAUCGUAAUCGUACACACAGCACAAUCAGCAAAUUAGCUUCGUUGAUGCGACUGCAUGAUAUGUAAGGAUGCAAGAUUUUGGAUAGUCGUAGACGUUUUGGGAUAUAUAUAGUAAAGUUCAGGAUUUGACAAUCAAAAUCCCGGUGUCUGGUGUGGACACGAAUCGUCAUUCAGAAAUAAAACCGCAAGCGUUCCCUCGUUAGACAAUGGUGGUGGAUGGAUGCAAACACAUAGAUGCAUAAAGGAGGUAAACGGUUAACAAUAGCAUAAGCCAAUAACAUACAAUAAUCAAAAUAAAAGACGUCGAAGUAUCAGCCGAAGUUUGGUAUCAUAUGCCAUAUAACAACAUUAAGAAGAUGCAUAAUAUAUUUGUAUAGAUUGCAUAUUCUAGAAUAUUGCGUGUGUCAGUUCUAUCUGGUUUCAGCCCAAAUCUAUAGCUUCCCUUGAUUAAUUCCAGCCGUUUCGUUGAAUUGUUUUCUCUAGCCGUAAAGCUUGACGAGGGAAGGCUUUUCUCGGUGCGUGGGUUUAAUGUGGGUUACAUUUAUAAAUCAGAGAAAAAUUAUUUUAAGUAUUAUAAGCAACUCUAAGUUAAUCCUUACCUUUUUUCAAUGGGGGGCAAACAUUGGACUGUUCUAAAAAAACGUACCACGGCGUCGCCUUUAAGGGAACGUUUAGUACAGGAGUGUCUCUUUGUUCCAGCUAUAAUGAUAGAUUAUUAUUAUUAUUGUUAUCGUCACCGCGUUCAUAGCGCCUUGCUUUAAUUGAAUUAAUUAGAUACGAUUUAUCACAAUAAAGUUCCCAUUUUUUCAUAAAACCAUUUCUCGGCCAAUAAUAUGUACGUUUAGCCGGCAUCGUACUUUAUAAGUGUGUUUUUAACCUGUACUUAUCCUGUUGAUCAGUUAAAAUUGUAAAAUUGGCAAAUUUAAUGUCCGGAUCACCGUGUUGUUCAUUUGUACUCUUUCAAAUAUGGCUUCAAGGAGAGACGAAUUCACCCGGAUGUCUAGCAGUAAACGUACAAGACGCGCAAAGGCAUUUCAUUUUUAUUUAUUCGCAAGAAAAAAGCCAAGCGAGACAAGAACCUUUGCUAAGAAAACUUGUACUCGCAUUUCCUUAAACCACUUCAGUGUCCAGCUUCGCGUCGGUCUCUAGUCCGUGUUGUAUGUUUAUCUGUUUAAUAUCUAUCGCUAUACGAUCAUUCGAAGUUUAAUGGGUUCCUGUAGUGUCAGAACGCAGCGCCACUGGCGGACGCCUCGGAAGGUAACCUGAGAGCCUUUUCCGUGGGUGAGAGCGCUUUCCCAGUGCGUGUUCGGCGAGUAAAUUAGACAAUGAACGAUGAAGCUCGCUCUUCAUCUUCAUUCGACCUGUGCAUCUCAAAUCGGAGCAUACGCCAGUUCAUGAGCGUUGUCACCCUGAUAGUAAUGCCCCACCCACUGCCAGCUAAUGAUUCUCAGCAGGAAUGAUUCGCAGCGCGCAACAAUGAUCGAUCGCGUUAGAAAAUUUCAACGCCCUAACUUCAGUCAGCGCGUCGGGCCAGGUCGUGGAACCUCAGCAGAUCAACUAGCAGCAGCGGCAGACCUGUCUAUGUGGACGAUUCGUGCGUUUGCAGACAUGUACUGCUUGAGUACCCUUAAGGAUGUCGUCUUAAUGUUCCUAAAUGAAAACACAGAUGGAAUUCGCUGUGUAUAUAGCACAGUAAAACACAUUCCAAAAAUAUGUCAGACAAACAGAUUGACAGACACCUAUAGGUACAUGCAACUAAACCUAUGAUUGUCAGAUUUUUCCCAAAAUAUUAUGUUUUUGCUAUAAAUAUUGAGUUGUUGAAAACGUA